This is a messenger RNA of Zootoca vivipara (common lizard), 3035 nucleotides long. RefSeq names its product dickkopf Wnt signaling pathway inhibitor 4 (gene DKK4). Gene Ontology annotation, cellular component: extracellular region. NCBI's taxonomy places the organism in Eukaryota, Metazoa, Chordata, Lepidosauria, Squamata, Lacertidae. Gene Ontology annotation, biological process: negative regulation of canonical Wnt signaling pathway; multicellular organism development. Gene Ontology annotation, molecular function: co-receptor binding; receptor antagonist activity. The record is from RefSeq and is a predicted model, not a curated record.
CUUGCUUUUAUUUUUUGUUCAUGCAGCAUAAGGGCUUACCUGAAAGCAAUUCCUUUCAAGGCAACUAGUACAAGCAAUGAAGACUAAUACACAUGGCCAGUAUUAUUGGGGGGGGGGAGGCAUUAAUUUGCAAACCAGAAAUUUAGGUUUACAAAAAGAAGAGUAACACAUUCUGACACAAAAACCCCACUUUCUUUUUAAAGUCCCUUUUCAGUUAAGAAAAUGGCAGAGAAAUUGAACAAAAGGUAUAAGAUAAACAACUGAUGAGUGGAAAGAUGUAUAACCUUCAUAGAAGCAAAUCAAGAUGAAUGUUCAUUGGGCUAUAAUUUCCCUGCCAAAAAUCAGAAUGCUUGCUCAAUAAAGAUGGGAUAUCAUCCAAGCUGUGUGCAAGUAAAUCUAGGAACACAGGGAACUGUUUUAUACUGUUGGUCCAUUUAGUUCAGUACACUGAUUGACAGCAGUAGCUCUGCAAGAUUUCAGGCAGGAGAUUCUCCUGGUCCUGCUUGGGGUUGAAGCUGGGACCUUCUGCAUGCAAAGCAGCCCUUCCCUAAUCUUGCUCAAUAAACAGGCUGGAGGAGCCUCUCAUUUCGCACUUCAUUGGCUUCUCCCAGUCUACAGGUUUGUUUCCAAAUGUGCGAUUUAUGGCCAACCAUCUUCACUUGCUUCUGACUCUGAGGAAUUACCCUGGACCGGUUUGCUAGGAUAUGGCUGAUGUUAAGGUCAGGGGGAUGUAGGACAUGGAAUUUAAAUUCUUGUUUAGGACAACAGUUGCAUUAGAUUUAAUGGGAAGGAGAGCUUCCUUCAAAGUCGGGCUGUUGCAGCUCCAGCAGGUGCUGCCUGGACAGCUGCUUAAAGCUACCACAAAGUGUGCAGCAUUUUGUUAUAUCCUCACCAUAACACAGCUAAUUAUGUGGUGUAUGGCAGCCUGGCCAAAUGAAUCAUCUGUCAGCUGUGAAAGCAGAUCCCAGAACGAAACCACUUUCACAAGGGGAUUACAAAGCACAGGAAAUACAGGUGAUUACUAGCAGGUGCCUUUGAUACCUACAUCCGUCUCUUCUUCUGGCCCUUUGAAAUGGCUCUGAUAUACUGCAAUUAGGGAUUGCUGGGAAGAGAUGGAAGGUGGCUGCUGCCUUCCUCCUCUCCUCCUCCUUUGUUUUGAAGUUGGGAUCAAAGGGAUUUGGAGUGUCUGGGGGGUCUGGAGAGGAAGGAAAAGUGAGGAAAUGUGGCUAUAAAUAAGGCUGAACUCUCCAAGGUGCAUGCUUUAGGUGCGAAAGGCAAUCAGUGGCUUCUCCUGACAAGCAGCAACCCACAGGUUCAAAAUACGGCGGUGAAGGAUGUGUGUUGCUCAGUGACUUUUACCCAAGGAAGGAGAGCAGAAGGUGCUUUGCUGUCUUCUAGGGAAUAUAGACAAUACUCUGAGCUGGGAAUGGAGGCGAGGUUUCUUCUUGGGAUCACUUGCCUCUGUUCCCCAUUGACUGCUAUGGUUCUUGACUUCAACACCAUCAGGGGCUCAGCUGAAGUAUCCAGCUCCAAAAAGAGUGCCCAAUGCUUCACAGACAAAGACUGCCCAGCUGGGAAGUUCUGCAACAAGGCCUGGGAAGAGCUGCCCUUCUGCGCUGCUUGCCACGGGCUACGGAGGAGGUGCCAACGCAACACCAUGUGCUGCCCAGGGAUGCUCUGCCUUAAUGAAGUGUGCAGUCAGACUGAAAAGAUGACUCUUGUUGAAGAAAAGAAGUGUGAGAAACAGGCUGGGUUGAGUUCAAAAGCCGCAGUCCAGUGCCCGGUUCCAGCAAGCAACAUCCUGAAGAAAGGAAAUACUCAAACACCAAACAACAAAGUUGAAGAGGGCGAGAGUUGCCUCCGCACCUCCGACUGUGCUGCGGGACUCUGCUGCGCUCGCCAUUUCUGGGCCAAGAUCUGCAAGCCUGUUCUCAAGGAGGGCCAGGUGUGCUCCAGACGAGGACAGAAGGAUGGCUCUCAGGGACCCGAAAUCUUCCAACGGUGUGACUGUGGCCCAGGACUGUCUUGCCAACUGCCACUCAUCCGAGAGUCCCAGCGAUCACGCUUACGAGUCUGCUGGAGAAACUAACGUCACUUUUAUCAGUCAGCUAACACCAGAGUCCUCACUCCACCCAGUAGAUCUAAACCCCCAAACCACAUAUAUUUGCCCUCCUUACACUGCUGCUGCUACUUUGUAGGGUAGAUAAAUGGCUCCCUUCAGAUGAGUUGUUGCUCUCCCUGAUGUGCGCCUUAUUUUAGCUUUUGAUACUUGAACAGUGCCUGUUUUAAUCAAGAGGAGACUGGUGUUGACACUCAAAGGGCCUUGGCCUUUUGUCUGGGACAGGGUACCUCAAGAAUCUCCUCUUCCUUAAGCUUGACUUUGGGUGGUCCCACCACUGAUGGGAAGUUGGGUUGGUGGGACAAAGGGCAGAGGAGCCCUUUUGAUUGUGUCACCCGAAUGACAGAAUGCUCUUCCCAGAGAUGUGCUUUUUAACAAUCUGUUUCAACAGUCAUCACCUGUUCUGUUUCAACAGCCAUCUUUUUAAGUGAAGACCUUUUACGAUUUAUCGUUUGAUUUUUUAAAUCACUCCUGUGUACAAACAUUGCAGUGAAAGGCGGGAUAGAAAAUUGGUUAUAAAUAUGUUGAUAAAGACACUUGGCCGUAGAAAAUUGUUUAGAGGGGUUGUGGCACAUGGGCAGGAAGCUGUUGUAUACUGCUGUAAACUGCUUUUUUAUUUUUACAAAAGUGUUGUACAGUACAAAUUUUAUGAAAUAAAUUAUCUGUGCAUGGCAAGACAGGUGCAACAGACUUUUAGAUUACAUGAAAUGCAUUUAUCAUGAUGUGCUUCUAUAAGCAUGCUGGCUACAUUUCCUUUGGAUUUAGCAUGAACUCUUAAUUUUCCAAACUGACAAAGAGAUGGGGUUAAUAAAGGAGAAAACAAAAUGAACACAAGACCUUCUUGUAUGUUGAUGGAAGUGACUAGACUUCACCUACCUGCAAAAAACAAAACGGCAGUACUAAGCCAUGCAGGAAG